AUGCUUGAGGCUUUCGUUCAACACUUUCAUGGAGCUUUACCGAUCCCUCCACCAUCCAUGCUAGAAUAUGGAGCUUACAACAACAACUUUACUGGAGAAAUUUCACCAUAUCUUUGCAAUAUGAGUUCUCUUCAGUACCUUGACUUGUCAAGAAAUAACUUGAGUGGCAUGCUUCCGCAGUGUCUUGGAAACUUUAGUGAUGAUCUGAUCCUUUUACUUCUUGGAAGCAACUCUUUUCAUGGCAUGAUGCCUCAAUCAUACAACAACAGAAGCAGUUUGAGGAUGAUUGAUGUUAGUCAUAACCAAUUGCAGGGACAAUUACCGAGGUCAUUGGCGAAUUGUGUGAUGCUCGAGUAUCUUGUUUUGUCAAACAAUGAAUUCAAUGAUGUUUUUCCCAUUUGGUUGGGGACUCUUCCAGAGUUAAAACUUCUGGCAAUGCACCAUAAUGAGUUUUAUGGUGUAAUAGGACAGUCCAGAAGAAAUAUUGACUUCCCCAGUUUACGCAUUCUUGAUUUGUCUUACAACCGUUUCAAAGGUGAGAUUCCACCUUUGUUUCCUGAUAUUACUGUAAACAAGUCAACAUACAUGUAUGCACAAGUAUCCUAUGACCUCCAUGGUUUUGCUAUUGGACGGAGUGUUGCUUAUUCAAUCACAUUAGCAAUUAAAGGUUUGGAUUUGUUCUAUUCGAAGAUUCAAGAAGGCUUUGCAGCGAUUGAUAUCUCAAGCAACAAAUUUGAAGGUACGAUUCCGGAAUUCAUUGGUAACCUUAAGCAGAUUCACUCACUCAAUAUUUCCAGCAACAUUCUCAAUGGUUCAAUUCCAUCAUCCUUGGGGAACUUAAGGAAUCUUGAAUCGUUAGACCUUUCACACAACAAGCUCUCAGGACAGAUCCCCCAACAACUGACGAGGCUUACAUUCCUUGAGAAUUUUGAUGUGUCUCACAACAAUCUCACAGGUCCUAUACCGCAAGGUACCCAGCUUACUUCAUUGAAUAGCACUUCAUAUGAGGGAAACCCAGGAUUGUGUGGAGAUCCAUUACCAAAAUGCGGAAAUCAAGAGGCCCCUCAACCGCCACCUUCAACUGAAGAAGACAAUGAUUCAGGCUAA
This is a messenger RNA of Prunus armeniaca (apricot), 1107 nucleotides long. Lineage: Eukaryota; Viridiplantae; Streptophyta; Magnoliopsida; Rosales; Rosaceae. The record is from the annotation of a GenBank genome assembly.